Messenger RNA from Fusarium subglutinans, 1665 nucleotides. Its product is annotated as long-chain-fatty-acid ligase. The transcript has a single exon. NCBI's taxonomy places the organism in Eukaryota, Fungi, Ascomycota, Sordariomycetes, Hypocreales, Nectriaceae. Bases 1 to 1665 code for a protein of 554 amino acids. The record is from RefSeq and is a predicted model, not a curated record.
AUGCGUUACACCUGGACAUUCGCAUCGAGUGUUUUGCUGGACGUGCCGCCAUCUUGGACGGCGAGCCAUGGCAAGUCGAUUAUCUUGAGGCCAUUCCCGAUCCCCUUGACUUUACCAAACCACCCAGGCGUGUCCUUCAUCUCAAGCGAUGGGCCGAAAAAGGCCGGAUUCGGAAAGUCAUUGAAGAACCAGACAAUCUUCGGGCAAUCUUUCCAGGCUCGAGGAAAACAUACAUUAGGCCCGAUUAAGCAUGGCAUUGUACGUAUGAUCCCAAUCGCAUCUCGGCAGAGAAUUCACAACCCAUUACUUCCUGGGGCAACUUUCGAAGCUCGGUUACGAGGCCGUGAGCUUUACGGUCUGUUCCAGAUCGAGGUGAAGAAAGAUGGCCAACUGGUAGCCAAGCACACUCUAGACGGAUUGUGUCUCAUCAAAUUCGCUAUUGAGCCCCAUGAGAUCGCGCCGUCAUAUGUAAGGGUCAAUUGUCCCGACUUUGGGGGUUGCUUCGACAUCGACGCUUUUCUUUACUGCGAGGAUAAGCUUCGAUGUCGGGCUACCAGUGUCAAGGCCAUCAAAGCGAUGAGAUUGACCACAAGCGAUCGCGAUGCCAUGUUUGGUACGCUACAACGAGGUCCAGUACCACUUCUCACCAACGGUUUGGACCAUCUUGUCGUCUUCGAGAAGUUCAUACGAGAGUGCACAGUCCCUUGUUCAAAGGCCCCUCAGCAACGGCGAUUGACAAUAUUGAAUCUCUCAAUGUGCGAUCAAGGCGAUGCCAAGAUUGUAGUCGACGCGUUGGUUGACUUUCGAAAGCACAAUUCCGAUGCAAUCAUGUCUGUCGUGAUAUCGAAAUUGGGACCCACGAUUUAUCAGGAUACGCCAGCGUGCAGGGAGUAUGUUAAGCUGCUUACGCGCAAUGGAAUUCACAUUGACAUGUUUACUGGCGUUGAUGGUCCAACGCGUCAAGUCGUGCACGCUAAAGCAAUAGUCAUCGACGACAGGACGCUCUUCAGCACUGGUGCCAUUGUCGAUACCAAACUAAUUGAUAAGGCCGACUUUUCCAUCGAGCUUCCGCCCACGGCAGCCAAAGCCUUUCAGAUCUACAUGCAAGAAGCCAUCCUCGGUGGCGUAAGCAAUGAGCGUCGCGCGCAUCUGGGCUCACAACUCGCCAGUCUGGGCGUCAUAAUCAACGAUCCCAUCGCGAGCUUGACCUAUAUCAGUCGCGCGCAACAUACAUUACUUCGCGGUGCUCGUCGCGAUCUUGUCGUCAGUGUCUCAGAACUCGUUGACCCGAAAAUCGCGAAACUCUUGGUGAGACGGGCAGCCAACGGCGUGACGGUAGCGAUACAGGUCCGUGAAAUAGACGCGGUCUCAUCGAGAAUUCUUGCGCAAGCGACGCGACGCUAUGGCAAGCGGCUGUCGGUGGAAGAUGUCAGCUGGUGGGAACCGCGACCGCACUAUAACGCGAUCAUCGCAGACGAUAGUCUAGCGUAUCUGGGCACAUCGUUCUUCUGGCCAACACAAAGAAACAUGAUUCAUCAAGGGCGAUCGCUUGAAAAUGGUGUUUUGCUUGAGGGGGAGGCUGUGAAGGUUUUGAGGGAGCAACUGGGUCAAUUGCGCAAUCGUGCGCAUAAUGAUAGUGACAAAAGCGACAGCGAUGCAGUGUAG